Molecule: messenger RNA, 2099 nt
Organism: Amoebophrya sp. A25
Lineage: Eukaryota; Dinophyceae; Syndiniales; Amoebophryaceae
Source: the annotation of a GenBank genome assembly
GUCUGGCAGCCGUUCUAGACCAUUCAUGACUUUCGCAGGUGAUGAAGUAGUCGCUCCCAGGAUAGUGUAGGAAGUCGGAUGAAAACGGAAGCGGAACUAUUAAAUACUUCUUGACUCUAGAAGAAUAGACGAGCCGUUAAGAUACACAAUCACAAAAAUGUCGUCGUUCUUGCACCUGCGACGGCCGCUCUGUCGGGGAUAUGGGAGGCAACUUAUUCUAGGGAGCAGGCCUGCUGGUCGGUACGUCACAACCAGCACAAGUGCGGCUUCCCGAGUGGCUCCGAUUCUUAACGAGAUGCAAGGAGGAUCUAGCGCAUCUUCAUCAUCGUCAAGAAAAACGGAUAUUCCUGCAAGCGCGGCUUUGUCUUCAGCAGGAGGUGGGACGAAAGCGGCCAAUGUCGAGAUCGGAGAAGCAUCGGGACCAUCAAGUAAACUUGAUGGUCAGUCAAUAACUACGGCAGCAGAAGGAGCGUCAGCGGCACAGGAAAGUCCGCCUACUUCGACAGUUAAUGCAUCCCCGAGUACGCCAUCUGCGUCAUCAUCGUCCAGUACCGCCGCAACCGAUCCCAGCAGUAGCACAGCAGGAGGAACAGCUACGAAUGGGGCGAGUGGGGAGCAGGCGGCUUCCAGCUCGACAACUUCAUCGACUGAGGAGCCAAGCAAAUACGAUAGUUGGUUUUUCCUGUCGAAAGCAAUGGGGACGGUCCUAAGCGGAUUUCUGCUUUAUUAAGGCACAAAUUAGUAUUUGAUUCUGCUUCUCCUCUGCUCUUCGUGAUGAAACUUCAUCUCAAUCACAUAUGAACAGACCAUCCGCAUAAAUAGAUUCCCCUCUCUAUUCCCGUCUCUAAUUCCUUUACCUCUACAAAGCAGAUUGGUCAAUAAAGCGGGCGGAGGUGCUUUUUAUCAACUGGUUGAGGACGUGGCCACUCUAUCCACCCCCGUCGCCAUCAGUCGCGCACUUGAACGCAAAUAUGGUAGAGUCGCCACGGCUGCAGCAGGAAACCCAAGCUGCGCUGCAGGCAUGGUUCCUCAAGAAGGACAAUUCGCUAGCAAAAGGUAACCGUGUAGAUUUAUUUCCCUUUCCAAAAGAUGGAAGUAUUCUAACGACUUUUGGUUAAUUUGGAACUCACGUAGAUGUUUUAAGUGCAUUCAUCAGCAUGUGCAGGUCAUCAACGACAUCAACAGACAUUUCUUUUCUCGACCUCUUCGACACCAGGCAUCACGCGAGAUGAAGUUCUGAUCUUCUUAGAGGAGGAGUUGAAGAUUACCCGCGACUCCGACCGUAUAUGCCGGAGCUUUUUGCGGCGUGCUGGCGAUGGCGAGAAGAGCGAAGAGAAGUGUCGGCAUAUAGGCGUCGGCUUAGAAGAAUUCCUUCAUUUUGUCGUGAAAAUACUGGAGAGCAACGAAAAGAUGGAUGCGAAUCGACCGAAGCUUCAAGCAGAGGAGGAGAUCUGUAAGACCCUGGCUGCUGGCUCUUUGCUUGGGAACCGGCCUGGCGGAUUCUUCUCCGGCUUCGGAGCACUAAGCGUGCCUCAAGGCGAAGUUUCCGAUUCAGCUGCCGCGACAUCGACCGAAGCUGCAUCCGGUGGGAUGGGAAACUCAGUUUUCUCAAGUACUUCUAGUUCAGGUGAUGGUGGAUCGAGGACGUUUGCUUCAGCUUCAGCCGAACCUGUCUCCCUAGAUUUAGAUACGUUACAGCUUGAGAGGUCGCGUCUGAUCGAGAUGGUAGAUUCUUUCGAAGGCCGACGACUGACACCUGCGCAAGAGAGGCAACAUAGGCAGCAACGCACUGAGUUACGCAAGAUCGAAGAAGAGAUUGCGGCGAGGGAAAGAUGAUCGCUUUGCGAGCUAAACUUCCUACUUCUACGCAAAUUUUCAGCACCUGUUAUUUGCAUUGGGUGGCAGCCAUUGUCAUACCACACUCUGAACAUCUCCAAUUGUGUCGUCCCGUUAUUAUCGUUCCUCACCUUCUUCUUGUUUUUGUCAUCUACGCACGCACAGAAGUAUUUUAACGGUAGACCUCCAUACGCUUAUUUCAAAUUUCGUAGUCACAUCAGUUUUUCUGAGAGUCGACUAUGAACAGCCAUAGAUUUUUGUAU